Branchiostoma floridae (Florida lancelet) is the source of this 2359-nucleotide messenger RNA. RefSeq names its product ubiquitin-like domain-containing CTD phosphatase 1. Gene Ontology annotation, cellular component: nucleus. The record is from RefSeq and is a predicted model, not a curated record. Gene Ontology annotation, biological process: protein dephosphorylation. Gene Ontology annotation, molecular function: protein serine/threonine phosphatase activity; protein binding. Lineage: Eukaryota; Metazoa; Chordata; Leptocardii; Amphioxiformes; Branchiostomatidae.
GGGGUGUUGCAAACAUUAUUUCAUCGACAACAUUCAGUUCAGACUAGUUUAGACUAAUUAAACAUCUCUAGAUUUAAUAAAUCGUCAUAUGGUAACAUAUCAUAUAGUUAUGGUCAUCUAUUUUAUUGUUGAUAUUGAAAAAUAUAGAUUUAGCUUACAAUCGAUAAAGUGGAAUCGUCCUACCGAAUGGCAUACUGGGAUAAUAAAAUCUCAACAUUGCCUUCCCAUCAUUCAUCAGCUAUGGCGGAGAAAGUGAAUGUGGUGGUGAAGUGGGGCGGCACGGAAUACCCGGUCACUGACCUGGAGGGCAGCGAUACCGUCUUAGAUCUGAAGGAGCGGAUUAAGCAGCAGACAGGGGUGUUACCGGCCCGACAGAAACUCCUGGGGCUGAAAAUGAAAGCCGUCGAGUCAAGGACUAUGAAGUUAAGAUCUUGAACCCUUCCCGGCCUGGGAAAAAGCUACUGGUGCUGGAUGUGGACUAUACCAUUUUUGACCACCGAUCGGUUGGGCAGAAUGCGCUGGAGCUGAUGAGACCAUACUUACAUGAGUUUCUCACACAGAGCUAUGAGCACUACGAUAUCGUCAUAUGGUCUGCUACAAGCAUGAAGUGGAUAGAGGCCAAAAUGAAGGAACUGGGCAUGUCCGACCACCCUAACUACAAGAUCAUGUUCCUCCUGGACUCCUCAGCCAUGAUCACGGUGCACACACCCAAAUAUGGUGUUGUUGAGUGUAAGCCCCUUGCUGUGAUCUGGGGCAAGUUUGAUGAGUACAGCAGUAAGAACACCAUCAUGUUUGAUGAUAUCAGGAGAAACUUCCUCAUGAACCCUCAGAAUGGACUCAGAGUGCGACCAUUCCGAGAAGCUCACCUGAACAGACACAAGGACAGGGAGCUGAAGAGACUUGGGCGUUACCUCAGGGACAUUGCAACACUGGAGGACUUUGGUCAACUCAACCACAGACACUGGGAGAGGUACAGACCCAGAAAACAUAGAAAAAGAUCCAGUGACAAUGAAGAUGAAGAAAAUGAAGAGGAUAGAUCUAGGCAUCAAACCCAGGAAGGAUCAGCAUCAGAGAAAUAGUGGGCUUGUGUCUGCAAAACUAGUGAUCCUCAAGUGUUUUUCUGCCACAGUAUAUAUAAAACCACACCAACUAGGGUUUAUGGAUAACAUCUACACAGACAUUGAUGUUGUGUCUCCUAAGAAAAAACAAUCUCACUUCUUUUGACAGAUGUGGAAGGCUGUUAAACACUGCUCAUAACCAGCUAAGAAGUUGUUACAGAUCAUUAAAAUAUAUUUCUGAAACAGGAAAAUGAAAGCAUGAUACUCUUAAGGCUAUGAAACUAAAAAUAUAAUAAUUUGUUGUCACAGAACAAUGUGAUUUUCCCACUCUUGUAUGAAGUACAGGCAUGAUAUCAUGAAUUUUGUUUGGCCAAAGAAGAUAUAAGGUUGCCAAAUGAGCGUAAACAGGGAUACUGGCUCUUGGGGAGUGUUGGGGUGUUGCACCGUGGUCAUAUAUAGACGUGAUACCUGUUCUAUUCACAAACCUACAAGAGAUCCAUGGUAACUUUUACCUGAUGACAAUAAUUGUGAAAAGGCUUACAUAUCAUAUGGUUGCCUACAGGAGAGAAUUUAUCAUGGAAUGUUUUUCAACGGAGGAAGUUCUGUUGCCAUGUUGAUCCAGUAAUAGUUUUCACAAUGCGUGACACAAAAAAGAAACACAUGGACUGGACAAUGGCAACGUCAUGAAUAUCAAAUCUUCAAGAGGGCCGAGCAGUUUUGGCCUACCCCCCAAAUUGUCUAUAAUAUGAUAUGAUAUGAUAUGAUAUACAUGUAAUUGUAAAGCACAUAGUUGUUAAACUCUGAUAGGCCUGUGGGUGACAUUUACCAUUGGUGCCAUAUAUCCCAUGUCAGCAGUAUGUUAUGAUUGUGAGUUUAUGGGACCAUUUUCACUGGUGUGGUGUGGAUUGUAACUUUGGUCAAGGAUAUCUUAUAAUGUCCUUGUUUGUAUAAAUGUGUUGUAGUUGUUCUGAUGCACAGACAUAAAUGUUAAUUGUACAGAGGGGGACAGGAGGGAUAUCAGAUGGUUGUGGGAAAGUGUUGAGGUAGAAUUUAUCAUAUAUUUCAUUGACUUUGUCCAAACUAUGUUGUUUCAUACUUUGUUCCAAAUUAUGUAUAUUUUCCCAAUUGAAUGUGCAGAUUUUUCCCGAUUUCUUUACAAUUAUUGAUGACUAAAAUGCCACCUCCUUUGUGAAAAAAACUAUGGUGAUAACAAUAAUGUAUCUUCAUCUCUCAAGGAGGCUUGUUGAAUUGUGAAUGUUGAAUUGUGUUGUUGAAAAAUGAUCUUGGAUGGCAGUCCCAAC